UUUAUGCAGCGCGUUCGUGAUUUUCAGAAGUGUGCAGGUUAUUUGUAGGUGAUUUUUAAUUUAACAAUCAGAAAUGCCUCUAUCCGACGACGAGAGUUCUAAUACAAAUGUAAAAUUGAACAUAAAUAAUGAAUAUGCCAAGAACUAUAACCAGUGGCGUCAAAAGGAAGAAUUAAACAGAUUGAAACAAAGGUAUGGAGAAGAAGCUUGUGAUCUAGAAAAUUUAAGUCAAGAAUCAAGUGAAUCUUCCGAAGACGAGGACGAAGUUGAAGUGUCAGAGAAAUUUGAGGAAGACUUUUAUAAAGUUCUCGCUCUUUUAAAAAGCAAAGAUCCUCGGAUUUAUGAUGAAAAAGUCUCAUUUUUUAAUGAAAAAAAUGUAGAAGAUGAAAAGAAUAAGAAAAAGAAAUUAAAGAAAGAAAAAGGUGUAUCUCUGAGAGAUUUCGAGCGUAAGAUAAUUCUCGAGAGAGGAGGAAAAUACAGUGAUAGCGAAGAUGAAAGUGGGCCGAAAAUCCAGAAUGGAGACGGUCUUACUUACGUGCAAGAACAAGAUGAAAUUAGAAAUAGUUUUAAAGCUGCUUUGGAAGAUGAAGAUGAAGAUGAGGAUUUGUUGGUCGUGAAGAAUAAAUCUGAAGAACAAAUACGAAAGGAAGAAACUCGUAAAAAGUGGUUGAAAGGACAGGAAGUGGAAGUGGAUCCAAAAGACAAAGUCUUAGAACCAAUUCGAGAUUUUUGGGCAAAUCCAAAUUUAGACGCAGGCGAAAAGUUCUUGCGUGACUAUAUUUUAGACAAAAAAUAUCUAGACAAAAAUGCAUCAGAUGCUGACCUCGAAUACGAUCAGGCGGUGCACGACAGUGAUGAAAAUUUGUCAGAAGACGAGGAGAAUAUUGAUCGCCAAGAAGAAUUUGAAUACAAGUACAAUUUUAGAUUCGAGGAACCAGAUCAGGAGUUUAUUAAAAGAUAUCCUCGUACCCUUGAAAAUUCAAUGAGGAAGAAAGAUACACGCAGAGCAGAGAAAAGAGUAGAGCUCAAAACCAGAAAGGAGCAAGAAAAGUUCCGGAAAAAGGAAGAGCUUAAGGAACUCAAAGCUCUUAAGAGAAAAGAGGUUGAGGAGAAAUUAGAAAAAUUGAAGGAAAUCACAGGAAAUGACGAUAUCAUGUUAAACAUGGCAGACUUGGAAGGAGACUUCGAUCCAAACGAACACGACCGAAAAAUGCAGCAAAUGUUUAACGAUGAAUAUUAUACUGUUCCUGAAAAUGAUAGCAAACCUCAGUUUCCCGAAAUUGACGAGGAAAUAAACGGAGAGUUACCUUUCAAUAAUUAUGAGGAUAAUCAGAUGGACACAGGUAAUAAUUAUGAAGGAGGACCUGAAUGUGAAGAUCCUAAUUUCGUUAUGGAUGCUGAUUACGAUCCUACAUCAGAUCCAAAAUCAAAAGAUACAAAUUCGACAAAGAAAAAGAAAAAAGGACGUAAUAAAAAGGCUGAAUUUGUUCACAAAGACAAACCGAAGUUUGAUCCUGAAAUUUAUUCGACGUAUCAGGAAUAUAUAGACCGAUAUUAUGGUUUAGAUUACGAGGAUAUGAUAGAAGAUGUGCCUUGCAGAUUUAAACUUAGAAAAUCAUUGCCUAAUGAUUACGGAUUAACGAUAGAAGAGAUUUUGAUGGCUGACGAUAAGGAAUUGAAUAAAUGGUGCUCCUUGAAAAAAGCUCUUGAGUACAAACCAGAGCAAGUUGAGAGAAACGAACUCCGUAGGUUUCAACAGAAAGCUCAAAAUGAAGCUCUGAAAAGGAAGAUUUUGCAAAGCUUGUACAGAACCGAGGAAGAAGAGCCAGACAGUCAGGAAGGUCCUUCAGCAGAAACAUCGAAAAAAAGGAAAAGAAAGAAGAAAAAAGGAGCCGCAGUUGAAAAUCAGCAAGAUGAUAUCGAAAUUAAUUCUGAAGUUCCUUCAACUUCAAAGAGCAAUCAAAAUUUUUGUGAAAAUGUAGAUGAUACCGAAAAGUACGCAGGUUCUGAACUCUUGAAUUUAAAAUCUGAAAAACAAAAUCAUGAUGUCCAUAAUUCAGGUAAUGAAAAGAAAGAAGUUCAAAAGAAGAAUAAGAAGAAAUACACGAAGGAAGAUAGUACGAUUAAGUACGUAAAUACACCAGACAUCAAAGAGAAAGCUGCAAUAAAGAAGAAGAAAGAACAUGAAAAUGAGAGUUUGAAUGGCCCAAGUUCUCAACUCUUGUCUUUAAAAUCUCAAAAGCGAAAAUGUGAGAACGUUCACAAACCAGAUGAUAAAAAGAAAGACGUUCAGAAGAGGAAGAAAAGCAAGAAGGAAGAACAUCAGUAUGAAAGUCUGAAUGAAAAUGCAAGCAUAGAUGCUUUAAAUGGAAUCGAAAAAGAAGCGAAUUUCAAAGAUUUGAAAGGUGAAAUGAAAAAGCAGAAGAAAAAGAAUCAACAGAAUAUUUCAAUGAGUGAAAUAAAAACGGAAACAUUCCUGGGAAAUGAAUUCGAUAAAGAAAAAAGUGAUUCGGAUAAAACAUUGAGCAAAAAGGAGAAGAAUAGACUUUCGAAAUUAGAAAGGAAACAAAAAUACAUAAAAUUGAAAAAGGAGCAGGCGAAAAAGUAUGCAAUGAAAAAGAAGGAAUCAUCUACUGAAGGUGAAGCAAAUAAAGAAAAAGUCACGCCUGAUCAAUCUGAAAAAUUGAAGAAAAAAGAAGAAAUUAAAUUAAAGAAAUUAGAAAGAAAGCAAAGGUAUUUGAAAAUGAAAAAGGAGUUGGCGAAGAAAAAUGAGAAAAAUACAAAGGAAAAUGAUACAGAUGUAUUGAAAUCCUUAAGUGCUGACCGAUUAAAGGCAUUUGGUACCAACCCCAAGAAGUUUAAAAACAGAUUAAAGUAUGGAAAUAAAGGAUAAUUUUAUUUAAUUCUGACUCUUUAAGAGAAGAUUGUAUUUAUUGAUUUUAAUUACAAUUUUACACAACUGUAAGUAAAUGUAAAAUACUUAAAAGAUCGUUGAAAUGUUAAUGAUUAUAAUAUUAUAAACUAAUAUUCUACAAAUAAAACUUGUAC
Belonocnema kinseyi is the source of this 3048-nucleotide messenger RNA. Its product is annotated as protein KRI1 homolog. The record is from RefSeq and is a predicted model, not a curated record. NCBI's taxonomy places the organism in Eukaryota, Metazoa, Arthropoda, Insecta, Hymenoptera, Cynipidae. Bases 74 to 2893 code for a protein of 939 amino acids. Gene Ontology annotation, biological process: endonucleolytic cleavage in ITS1 to separate SSU-rRNA from 5.8S rRNA and LSU-rRNA from tricistronic rRNA transcript (SSU-rRNA, 5.8S rRNA, LSU-rRNA). The transcript has 8 exons. Gene Ontology annotation, cellular component: nucleolus; 90S preribosome.